GCGUGAUGCCAGCCACAGCAGAUACUUUGCCCCAGCAGUGUUUGUCGAGUCAAAGGUUUCCCUGAACAGCGGUUCCCUUCACUUUGUCCCAAGCUGACGUCUGUGACUGUAGUUUACUCUGGACACGAUGGCUGCUGUUCAGAAACUCUUUCCUUAUACUCCUAAAGCACCUAUAAGGCAGGGGAUUUACAGCCAGGCGGUGGUGGUGGAUCGGACCAUGUACAUCUCCGGCCAGCUGGGGCUAGACGUGGCCUCAGGGAAGCUGGUGGAGGGAGGGGUACAGGCUCAGGCCAGACAGGCUCUGGUCAAUAUGGGAGAGAUCCUGAAAGCAGCUGGAUGUGGUUAUGACAAUGUCGUCAAGACAACCGUGCUGUUGGCAGACAUGAAUGACUUUGUCAACGUCAACGAUGUUUAUAAGACAUUUUUCAGCAAAAACUUCCCUGCCAGAGCUGCCUACCAGGUUGUUGCCCUCCCCAGAGGUGGUCUGGUGGAGAUCGAGGCUGUGGCUGUUCUGGGACCCAUCUCUGAGUCCUUACUAACCGGCAAGAGCAUCAACAAGCUGUAAACUAACUAACCUGGAAGUGAACGUUUAACAACCUUGAAAUAGUUUAAACAUUAAUUAAAUUAACCCAAACCACUCUUAGACUUAGACUUACACUGCUCAGACAUUCUAAGGCCUCGAAGAGGAUAUAUCAUGUCAUAACAUGUUCCUGUUUGUACACUGAACAAAAAUAUAAACACAACAUGUAAAGUGUUGGUCCCAUGUUUCAUGAGCUGAAAUAAAAGUUCCAUGUAAACAAAAA
Messenger RNA from Oncorhynchus nerka (sockeye salmon), 803 nucleotides. Its product is annotated as 2-iminobutanoate/2-iminopropanoate deaminase-like. Gene Ontology annotation, molecular function: deaminase activity. NCBI's taxonomy places the organism in Eukaryota, Metazoa, Chordata, Actinopteri, Salmoniformes, Salmonidae. The transcript has 6 exons. Gene Ontology annotation, cellular component: mitochondrion; cytosol. Bases 128 to 565 code for a protein of 145 amino acids. The record is from RefSeq and is a predicted model, not a curated record.